Molecule: messenger RNA, 594 nt
Organism: Mesorhabditis belari
Lineage: Eukaryota; Metazoa; Nematoda; Chromadorea; Rhabditida; Rhabditidae
Source: the annotation of a GenBank genome assembly
AUGUUUUUAUUAUUGCAUGUGCCGAUGAUGAAGAAUAUCUAUUCCCGUUGUGAUCGAACGCCAGCGACAAUCGGCUACAAAUUGAUCGUCUUUUUGGCGAUUGUCGACGAGAUUCAGUUGGUCACUCAUUUAUAUGCAUCAAUUAUGAUGAUUUUCAAUUUGCGAACACCAGUGGCUCCAGUUUUGAUCCUCGGUGCUUUCAUCGAUGGUGCUUGGUUCACGACAAUUACCCUUACAUUCACGAUCACCGUUUUUCGUUUCAUCGUCGUUGCUGUCGAUUUUCUCAAAUACUAUUUUGUCACAAAUAUAGCAUUCUUUGUUAUGACUGGCAUAAAUCUCUGUGUAUUCCUCGCUUUCUUUUCCCUGAAUAUCUCAGGAUUAAGCAGGGAAAUCUUCGAUUUUUCUGAGUUUGGUUGGUGGUACGCGGAGAAUUGCGAGUUGAGCGAUUUCAUGAUGACCAUCGAUUUGUGGGGAUGCAGUAUUUUCUAUUGCAGUUCCGCCGUCAUCUAUGUUCUCAUUUUUGUGUAUAUUUUUGCAAAAAGAAAGAAGAAUCGAAACAAUCAGGAUAUCAGAUCGGCAUUGCAGGUACGUGAU